CCCAAGAGGCCCCCAAGAUCGCCCCAAGUCGGUCCGUAGCCAUUUUGGUUCAAGUGGGCUCAAGAUGAAGCCUUUCGCCAUGCUUUCCCCAUUGGGCGCCCUCGGCUUGCGUGGUGGCCGGACACCAGCCAGCAUGGAUGAUCCCCGAUGUCAGUCCAUACCAGAUGAGUUGAUACGGCAGUCCCAAGAGAAACUCAGAGCUGAACCUCCUCUGCACAUUCUGUUGGCAUCAGCGCCAGUGGAAGACUUACAAGGCCAGCCUGUCCUCGAGCCGGCUAACGACAUACUGCGUGGCAAAGGGCACAAGAUAGGUCCAGCAGGGGAUGCGCAAGACGCGCUAAACAUGGCGCUCGCCCAGAAUGGCGAAAAAUGGUUCACAGCAUGGAAGGGCAAGAUCGACCAAGCGGUGAAGUCGCACAGGGAUCUGCGCCUUGACCUCGUGGCGAUCAAGGGCGGCCCGAUGUGCGACCGAGAGCGAGACUUCUUACUAUCCAAGUAUUUCUACGGCAUUUGCACCAAGUUCGGCGAGUUCGACAUGAAGGUCUGCAUCGUUCUGUUGGAUAGCCUGGUUGAGCUGCAACGUUGGCUAGAUAACCCCACGAUGGCUGCCGAUCUCUUGGCGGAGGCAUGGGGACUCCUGAAGAAGGUGGAAGCUGAGCUGACAUCUGUCAGGGCCAGCUUUGAGAGGAGGUCCCAAGCCGAGCGUAACGCCAUCCAGCUCGCUGAGGACAGGUUGGGCCCCGAGAGUGCCAAGCGCGAUGAUGUAAAGAAUGCGCAGCAGCGCCUAGCCAAGAGGCAAGCCUUCUUGCAAGAGAUCGAUUGCGAUGCCUAUCCCGAGGACGCCUCUCUCGUAGAGAGGGACCAAGAGCGCGUGUUCACAGCGACGAAAGAAUUUAACGACCACAUCAGGGACAUGAAGGAGUUUCAGCGUCAACGUGCACGCCUGGAGGAGCGAGCACGUGCUCAGUUGGUGCUGGAGGAGAGGUUGCGCGCUUGCCGUGACAACCUGGAAGGGUUUUCGAGGAUGCGUUCGGUGGACCCUGGUCGUGUUCCUCGCAUCAAGGGCCUGAUUGAAGACCUCGAGAAAGCCGCGAAAGACGUUGAUCAGCAGUGCGAGCAGGAGAACAAGGCCGAUAGACGCGAGAAGGCGUCCAGGCGCAUGGAAGAGCUGCGUGUGGAGACAGUGGUCUGCAUACGGGACUACAUGGACGCAGAAAAAAAGACAGAGCAGCAGCUGUUCGAAGAGGUCUGCGCGGGCGGGGACGACGUCCCCGCCGACAAGAUGGCCUCCUUCGCCAGCUCCCUGCCCUCUGCGCCGAAGUUCAAGGACGGCGAGGCCAUCCAGCUGUUCCAGCACGUCCUGGAGACCGAGGGCUGCAGCGCCAUAGGGAAGGACGUGUUCCACAAGUUUCUCCGCCUCUUCUACCAGGUGGUGAUAGCCAUUGCGACCACAGACGCGAUGCCUCUCUGCAAGGUGCUCAGGAGACUUGAGGUCGGCGAGAUCCUCGAGAGGACGCACGGGUCCUAUCACGAGGAGAGCAUGGGCGUGAAGGGGAUGCAGUGCAGGUUCAGAAAGGACGGCAAGACGAUUGCGGGUUGGGUGGUCUUGAUUGGCAACCAGGGCUCGGUCUUCCUGAAGCCCGUGAGCCCGCUCCUGGAGAGCGUGAAGCAGAUGGCCUCGCUACUGGGCGACGCUGGCGGCGGUUAAGAUACCGAGGAGCAGGGGAGUCUUCUCUCCGAGGCGCCGACGUGAGAGAGGCGGAGUCCUAGAAAGAUUGCAGUGUCGAUGGCGAUCAGUUUUUUGUUUAAUGCCACAAGACUGCCCAAGAGGCUCCCAAGAGGCACCCAAAACGGCCCAAGAUGGCCCCAAGACGGCCCGAGAGGCGCCCAA
Prorocentrum cordatum is the source of this 1891-nucleotide messenger RNA. The record is from the annotation of a GenBank genome assembly. NCBI's taxonomy places the organism in Eukaryota, Dinophyceae, Prorocentrales, Prorocentraceae.